UCACUUCCGUAGUAACCAGAGCGUGUCCGCCAUGCUGCGGGGCAGAACGAGGGGCAGCGGAUAUGACGAUAUAUGUAAACAAACAAUACCUGCGCGCGUGUUUUACAGGUAAACAUCGCCAUAUUGGAAAGGUAUUCGACAUCCUGAGAUCUUCAACGUUAAGAGAAAAUAAUAUUAUUAUUAUAACAUGGUCAAGAGUUGUGUUGCUGUCAACUGCACAAACAGAUGGGGCACCGAACUGAAUGGGGUUAAACUUGGGUUUUUCCGCAUUCCAAAUGCCAAUAAAUUUCCGGAGAAAAGGAAAGCAUGGGUGUCAGCUAUAAACAGAGAUGGCUACGAACCAAAAAAAGAUGAUGUGAUCUGCGGAGCUCAUUUCCUAACCGGCAAACCAUCUGAUGAUUCUGCUCACCCAGAUUAUGUACCACAAAUCUUUAUACACUCUCCUACUCCUCAGAGGAAACUAGAAGAUGAUCUUGUGCGAUAUGAGAAGCAGAAGAAAAGGGUGAAAGACAAAAUAGAAACAACAAACAGGAGUCAUGCUCAUGUUGAUAUGUCAUAUAAUGUUCCUGCUUGUGUAUAUAUUGUUUCUGUUAUUACUCAUUAAUAGUAAUGUACAUUUCAUGUGAUAGCAUUAAAGAUUGAACUUAAA
Ostrea edulis (European flat oyster) is the source of this 649-nucleotide messenger RNA. RefSeq lists its product as uncharacterized. The transcript is spliced from 2 exons. NCBI's taxonomy places the organism in Eukaryota, Metazoa, Mollusca, Bivalvia, Ostreida, Ostreidae. The record is from RefSeq and is a predicted model, not a curated record. Bases 188 to 604 code for a protein of 138 amino acids.